Molecule: messenger RNA, 2421 nt
Organism: Colletotrichum acutatum
Lineage: Eukaryota; Fungi; Ascomycota; Sordariomycetes; Glomerellales; Glomerellaceae
Product: fungal-specific transcription factor domain-containing protein
Exons: 6
Coding region: 1-2421 (806 amino acids)
Biological process (GO): regulation of DNA-templated transcription; DNA-templated transcription
Molecular function (GO): DNA-binding transcription factor activity, RNA polymerase II-specific; DNA binding; zinc ion binding
Source: RefSeq, a predicted model, not a curated record
AUGAAUCCGGACCACGUAACCCCGCCCGCCGGUCCAAGCACCGGCGGCAGCAGCAACCCCUCUUCCACCUCCAACUCUUCCGGCCCCGGCCCCGGACCUUCAUCCGCCCACCAUUCGGCAUCAGCAUCAGCAGCCGCCGCCGCAAAACGCUCCCGCGUCCUCCUCUCCUGCGGUCCCUGCCGCGCCUCCAAGCUGAAAUGCGACCGCUCCGAGCCGUGCGGCCAGUGCCUGAAGAAAUCCCGCCCGAACGGCUGCGUCUACGCGCCGAAACCCGAGAAGCAGAAGCCCGCCAAGGGCAUGGCGGCGCGACUCAAGAGGCUCGAGGGCAUGGUGAGGACGAUGAUGGAUGAGGGAGGAGGUGGCGUGGCGGGAGUAGGACCGCAGAUUGCUGCCGCAGACGCCGUCGUGGAAGAGAAGGGCGUCGCGCAGCCCGGGGGCCAGCUUGUUCAGGGGGGCAAGGCGAGUACGUAUGUUGGGGCUACGCACUUCAUGGCUAUUCUUGAGGAUAUUGAGGAUAUGAAGAGCUACUUUGAGGAGCCGGAGGCCGACUACGACGAGAGUCCUGAACCGUCAGACGAGAUCGAGGCCCCGGAUCUCAUGCUCUUUUCGAGGAACAUGCCUCGCAGCAGAGAAGACUUGCUGAAGCUGCUCCCUGAGCAGAAGAUUGUCGACAGGCUCAUCAUGAGGUACUUUUCCUCCCGCAGUCCAUCACAGCAUAUUGUCCAUAGACCAACUUUUGAAAAACAGUACGCCCGCUUCUGGACCGACCAGUCCGGCACCGACCUCCACUGGCUAGCCCUCCUCUUCAUGGUCAUGUCCCUCGGCGUCUUCUACUCGACCUUCAUGGCGCCCCACGAGCUCUCGGUCGACUCCCCGCAGCCGCCCAUGGACCGCUUCAAGCUCUUCCGCGCCGCCGCCGCCUACUGCCUCGUCUGGGGCAGGUACACCCAUCCGACCAUCACCACCAUCCCGCCCUUCAUCCUCUACGUCGAGGCCGAAUUCAUCAUCUCCCGCGCCGCCCAGAUGAACUGCUACGUCCUCUCCUCCGUCUGCCUCCGCCUCCUCCUCAAAAUGGGCCUCCACCGCGACCCGGACCGCCUCCUCGCCGCCGGCACCGUCAUCUCCCCCUACGAGGGCGAGAUGCGCCGCCGCAUGUGGAACAUGGCCGUCCAGCUCGACCUCCUCGUCUCCUUCCACAUGGGCCUCCCCAGCAUGCUCAACGGCAUCGACGCCGACUGCAGCCUCCCGCGCAACCUCGUCGACGAGGACUUCGACGAGGACACCCUCGUGCUCCCGCCGGCCCGACCCGCGACAGACUACACCGAGAUGACGUACCCCAUCAACAAGUCCGCCAUGAUGCUCGUCUUCGGCCAAGUCGCGCGGCAGUCCCACCUGCUCACCCCGCCGCCCUACGCCGAGGUAAUGCGCCUCGACGACCUCCUCAACACCUCGUGGCGCGCCGUGCCGCAGUUCAUGAUGGUCAAACCCCUACAGGAGUGCGUCACCACGCCGCCCAUGCAAAUCAUCCAGCGCUUCGGCCUCGCCUCGCUCUACAAUAAGAGCCGCUGCGUCCUCCACCGCCGGUUCCUCCUCGACCCUGCGCCGCGCCGCGAGCACGACUACUCCCGCCGCCAGUGCCUCGAGGGCGCCGUCGUCCUCCUCGACUUCCAAAACACGAUAUGGCACGCGUGUCAGCCCGGCAACAUGCUCAGCCAGAACGGCUGGUUCGUCUCCUCGCUCGCCGUGCACGACUUCCUGCUAGCCGCCACCAUCAUAUACCUCGCCAUCGGACACGAACCGUUUUGGGGUGGCGUGGACGGCAAGACCGGCGCAACGACGUCUUCGCCCGUGUGGAUGGCGGAGAUGAAUCCCCCGCCGACGAGGGCGUACCUCCUGCACCUCCUGCAGAGGUCGUAUUCCGUCUGGAUCGCCAUCGCCGGCGGCGUGCCCGAGGUGAGGAAGACGGCGGGUAUCCUGGAAACGAUGCUGAACAAGCUGGGGUCGCCGCCGAAUUCUCCGCCAGAGAAUGGCGGCGCAAAGGUAUCGUCGGCGUCGGGACUUCGUCAGAGUGACGGGUCGGAAUCAGCUGCUCGCUCCGCCCAAGACGACCAACAGCUUCUCGACAGUCUUUCAAUCAAAGACUCACCAUCGUUCCCUACGACUACGACGAAUCGCUUCCAGCCUUUCGAGUUUGUCACAUCAGGCCUCGGGCCAAGUGAACCUGGGCUCGAUCGUGGAUGGGCGGCCGUUGGCAAUGAAGAAAUGGACUGGCGAUACUUUGACAACAUUAUGGCUCAGCCUCAUAAUGACCCAGUCGGUCUCGAGUCACUCGACGCGUCCCAGCCGUGGUUCGAACGGUCACUGGGACCGGACGAUUUUGAUUUCUCUACGUCUGGUGCAUGGGACCCAAGCUUGGGAUAG